Diabrotica balteata is the source of this 6647-nucleotide messenger RNA. The record is from the annotation of a GenBank genome assembly. Lineage: Eukaryota; Metazoa; Arthropoda; Insecta; Coleoptera; Chrysomelidae.
GCAUAAUUGUUUAUUGGUCGUCCUUCCACACAUUGUGAAAUUUGUUUAGUGUUUUUUUAUGCUUUUAUAAACAGGCUUUUAUUAAACAAUACAUUUUGAAACGUUAUACAGAAUGAGUACACUCCCUUCUUCCCCUGGUUUCAAGCAGUACAGCAAAAUUCAUUUUGGCAACACUGUAUAUCAUGAGAAUGAUGUCAUACUUUUUACUGAUUUGGAUGGUCUAGAAGUAGGAAUUAUUAAUUAUAUAUAUGACUCAAAUGACGAAAAUUUACUCAAUAUAAGAAAAUAUGUAUUUGCUAGAAAAUUAAAUAAGGUCUUUAAGAAACAGGGAUUAGAAUAUGAUAAAAAGAAUGAGGUUGUUCAAGAUUUAACCCAGUGUUAUGACAUAUCAAUAAAACAAAUUAUAAAAAAGUGCACAAUAGCUUUUCUUUGCCCGGAUGACAAUGUAUUUUAUAUUGAAAAAAAUCAGUUUGAUACAACAGAAUGUUUUUCUUGUCGUUUUUCUAUAAAAGGAAAUCAACUCUUUCCUCUUGUUAAUGAAUCAAAUACUUCUUUAUCUGAUAAUACAUUAAUCACUCCAACAACAAAGAUAUUAAGUACGAAGAAUAAUACACCUCACCAAACAAUGGCAGUAAAUAAUAAUAUCGAAGUCUGUUUUGACAAUGAAUACUAUUCUCCUACACAACGCAACCUAGUGAAAAGAAAUUUAAACAAAUCUUUUGGAAAUUCGCCAUCAUCAAAAAAUAAUUCAAUACUAAAUUAUUCUAUAGAAUCAUUAUCAGACGACGAUAACGAUAAUGAACGGUUGGUUCUCAAACUUAAACUUUCCAAGAAUGCCAAGAAUGCUCGAAGUCCAACAAAAAGAAAUGCUAUUCCAACUGAAAAUACUGUUUCUAGUCCGCCCAAGAUUAGAAAAUCUGGAAGAAGUAUUGCUAGGAAAUCAUAUGCUGAUUAUCUGUCCCCAGUCAAAAUUACGAAGUGUUCUGGGUUGGCCAAAUCAUCAGAUGAUGAAGACUAUGAACCUACGAAAUUCACUCCAAAACGCACACCAAUUGUGAACAAAGAGAAACAAACGAGUAUAACUUCUUCCAAAAGGAAAGUCAAACCUCCGCAACGUUAUGCAGAAGAAAAUAAUUCUAUAUAUCAAAGAACACCUAGAGGUACACCAGCUAGAAAGAGUUUGAGGUUGUCAAUAGCAGAAUCAAACAAUUCUCCAACUAGAAGUUCACGGAGAAAGACGUUGUAUUCUUCAAGCGAAGAUGAUAAUUUAGGUGUCAUUGGCGCUUUAGAAAGUGAGAAUUUAAAUAGCUCUUUAAGGACAAACCUAUUCAAAAAUUCAUUGGCGAAUGUACCAAGAGACGAAAAUAAUAAAAAUGUAAUAAAUAUUGUAGAAUCAAGUGAUUCAGAAAGCGACGACAAUGAGAAUAAUACGAAAGACUUAAAUAAAUCGUUUACAAAUACUUUGCGAGUAAAUUUAAACAAGUUAAAUCUAAGCAAUGAAGACAAUAUUAGCGGAAGCCAAGAUGCCAGCGAUGAGAUCAGGAAAGACUUACGCAAUAAGUCGGUUACCAAUGUUUUGCGAGUGCAUUUAAAGAAGUUAAAUGUCAGCAAUGAAGACAAUAAUUGUGUUAGCCAAAAUGCCAGUGAUGAGGCCAGCACUCCUAAAAAAGUGUCCACAAGAAAAGUAUCCACUCCAAAAUCCACGAGGAAUGCUGUAAGAACUCCUCGAUCUGUAAAAACUUCAAAAGCGGUUAGUAAGAGUCCAGAAAAAACUCCCAGAGCCACUCCGAGGACUCCUAAAAAUAGGGCCAAACUUAUCAGGGAAGGGAUCGUCACUCCAUCGAUGCAAGAGAGAAGUAAAAAAAUAAAAGGCGAUUCUACACCAUUAAUGAAGGCGAGGAGCCAGUUACACGUUUCUUAUGUACCUGAAUCAUUGCCAUGUCGAGAGAAGGAAUAUUGUGAUAUUUACAAUUUUGUAGAAGGAAAAUUGAUAGAUGGUUGUGGAGGGUGUAUGUAUAUCUCUGGAGUACCUGGUACUGGUAAAACGGCGACUGUAACCUCGGUAAUGCGACAACUAGAAUCUAAUAAAGAUGUUCCCAAAUUUACAUUUAUCAACGUUAAUGGAAUGCGUCUGACAGAACCCAGGCAAGCUUAUGUUGAGAUUUUGAAGCAACUUACAGGAAAAACAGUUUCAUGGGAACAAGCUCAAAAUAGUUUAGAGGAAAUAUUUGUUAAGUCUAAAAAGAAGGAACCUAUAGUUAUGUUAAUAGAUGAGUUGGACAUUUUAUGCACUAAACGCCAAGACGUGGUAUACAAUCUCCUAGACUGGCCUACCAAAGCUAAAAAUCAAUUAGUUGUGAUUUCAAUAGCCAACACAAUGGACUUACCCGAAAGGUUAUUGAUGAAUAGAGUGACUAGUCGCCUAGGAUUGACUAGACUAACAUUCCAAGCGUAUACUUUUAAACAACUGCAAGAAAUAGUCACUAAAAGAUUAUUUGGAACUGAUAGUUUUAAUCCAGACGCUGUACAAUUUGUUGCAAGAAAAGUUGCAUCAGUAUCCGGUGACGCUCGUAGAGCAUUAGAUAUUUGUAGAAGAGCUGCAGAGAUUGCUGAAUCUGAAGGAAAAUCGCAGUUAGUAACAAUGACACAUGUAAACGAAGCACUAAAUGCCAUGAUUACGCAACCGAAAGUAUUAGCCAUAAAACAUUGUUCAAAGUUGGAGCAGCUCAUUAUGCAGUCUAUAGUAGCCGAGGUGGAGAGGACUGGUGUUGAAGAAACAACUUUCUGUGAUGUAUAUAAAAUGUUGGUGACUUGCUCAGCUAUUGAAGGAUUUAAAAUGGUGUCGUCUACAAUCGCCCAAAGAGCUGUUUGCAGAUUAAGUGCGUCUAGGUUAAUUUUAGCUGAUCAAAAAUGUAAUAAUAUUCACCAAAAAAUUAUUCUUAAUGUUAGCAUUGACGACGUGUAUUACGCACUACAGAAAAAUAACGGAUAAACAUUUAGUUUUAUAUUAAUGUUUAAAUUUAUAUUUAUACUCAGGAUUUCAAAUAUUUAGGUAGUAAGUUUUACUGAAUCAGAAAUGUUUCUUUAAAUUUUAUGACACUCUUGUUACUUCCAUGAUUUGAAAAUAUGCGAAAUAUUUUGAAGUGAGUUUGUUCUGACGUCAUCGAAUUAUUGUUAAAAAAUUUGAUAUAUUUUGUUUACAACUGUUGAUAGAUUUGACUGCUUCUUGACAAACAUUGAUUGAUGUAUGUUUUAAUUAAAAUUUAAGUAAGUUACAGUUUUUUAAGUUUUCACAAAUAUACAGAGUGGCCCAAAAGUCUGGAAACGGCUAAUUAUCUCGUAAAAUGCUAAUCAUAAUUGUACAAAAUUUGAGGUACACCUAUUUUGGGAUACGGAAAUUCCAUAUUUGAUAUUUACAAUUUUGCCAGAUUUGCCGUUUUUCUUAUAUUAUCAGUAACUUUGGCUUUUCAAAUACAUCACCCUGUAUAUUAUUGGAAUCUCCUAUUCAAUAUGAUUCAACCAUAUGUAACACUUAUGAUUUUAUGUAAUCUGGAAGGUCAUAAAUACAUAAAACCGCAAGUCUGGCAACGCCUAAAUUAUUUCAAUAAAUUUUUUAAUACUAACUAUUUUCUAAUACAUUAAAACGUAACAAUUGAUAGUUUAGAGCAUUUUUUAACAUAGUAGUUACGUUAUUAAGUGUUCAAAAUGUGCUCAAUUUGUGAUAUUUCAACAAGGAUAUUUCCUGCGUGUUUGAACUGCUCUGCAGAAAUGCCGUCGACUCAUGAAGGCCUUACCCAUUCCUUACUUACAGUCUUGAAGGAGGUCCUAUUAGGGUAUCCUUAUUAAAUCUUUGAGACGAUAAAACGUAUUAUUCAACUUUUCUGCAGUGAACUUCCUUUGUUUGCCCUGUUCAUUUAAUAAUUGGAGUUCUUUCAUAAUCUCUGUCUCAACAAUUCGCAUUUUCCUUCAAUGUACGUGUUACACACAGCCGUUGUGUGGUGUAGCAACUUUUAAACCGUUGAAGUUAUCUGCCGUUUGCUAAUUGUCAUAAAUUAUUGUUUCUUCAUUUUCGAAAUAACUGAUAUUUUUCAGUCUUUCGAGAAUCUUUUAAAAAUUUCAUAUUGUAGUAUAUGUAGAAAUUCUUGCUCUUAUUCCUGUAUAUAUGAAGGGCUGACCUGAUUCUGUUAGCUCGGUGAUACAUCCAUGCGAUUAAGAAGUGCUUGGCUUCUAUAAGGAUGGGAUCUAUUUUGUUUUUUAUCAUUCACAAUAUUUGCACAUUACCCACAUUACUCUUUUAUUGAAAGUCGAGCUUUCGAAACUGUUUAGUUUCUGUUAAGACAACUAAAAUGUAUUGUAGUUAGUUUUAUGACUUCGUUUUAAUCCGUUUUCUUCCAUCGUCCAUCGUAGUUCCAUUUUUUUCUUGGUCUUCCUACUGAUCGUUUUCCUAUUGGGGAAGCGUCUCUUGUCGUCUUUACUACUUUAAGUGUUUUCAUCUUUGCUGUUUCUAACAUACUUUUUGUCCUAGUUGUUCCAGGUCGUGUCUCGGCCGCGUAUGUCAUUAUUUGUCUGAUAACUGUUUUGUAAAUUCUGCCUUUCAUUUCUUUCCCGAUAUUUUUAUUUCUCAAUAUUGUUUCAUUCAGGCAACCUGCGGCUCUGUUUGCUAUAUUCACUUGAUCUUUCACUUCUGUUUCGAACUUUCCGUAGCUAGAUAAUAUGAUGCUUAGAUAAUUAAACUCCAAUCACUUGUUCUAUUAUCUGACCUUUCAGGUCCUAUUUACAUCUUAAUAAAUUUGCUAUUAUAACCAAUUUUCUGGCAGUUAUUUUAAAUUGGUGCAGCAAGCGUUGUAAUCUUCUAAUCAUGUUUCACUUUGAGGGAGUAGUAUUGCAUCGUCUACAUAGCAGAUUAUUUUAAGUUGUUUUUCUCCCAUUUAGUAUAGUAUUCCAUAUUUUUAGUUCUUACCUUUUUUAUUAUUUCAUCCAUAAUCAGGCUGUACAAUAGAGAACUCAGGGAAUGUUCCUGCCGUAUCCCAUCGCUAGCUUUAAUAGGGUCAGUUAGUUCUUCUGUACUUUUAUUUGUGUUGUUUUGGUAGACUUACAUUAACUCUGCAAAUAGUUAUUCCACUCGUAUUUUGGUAAUGUCAAAAUUGCAUUUGUAAAGUCAUCGACCGUAUUUUCUGACGACUGUAACCUAUGACCAUGUCCUUGAUUUUUAGGAAUGUAAGAAAUGCGUCGGGAUUGUGGGGGGAGGGGAUAAUUUAACAAUUCGAUGUUUUUAAUUGUCUUGCAAGCUUCCAGAAAUCGUCGUUUGGGAUUGGAGUUUCGAAGCUCUGAGAUAACUGCGGCAAAUAAAUGAUUAAAUAUUUUAUAUAUGGAAAUAACCACAAUUAAUUCUAAUAAAAAUGACUGUUAUUUGUUUCUGGCGUUUCGAUAUUCAAUACGGAAAUCGUUCUGAACAAUUCUUGAAGUAAAAGUUGUAAUCAAUUGAUAUAACCUCCAAAUGUUGUUUCCUCCAAAAUCUUAACAAUUAAGACUUCCCUGGCCUCUCUUUUGGAGAUAUCAGCUAUUUUGACACCCCUACAGAUGAAAACCUUGAAAAGUGUUAUAUCCUCGAUUAAGAUCGAUUUGAUGAUCCCAUUGAUCAUCAAAUGGGUACACCAAUCAGUUGUAACAGUUCUGUAAUCUUCUAGUUGCGGUCAUCUUUUUGAAGAUUUUCAAGAACAGAUGAUUUUUGUCGGAUUUCCCUCAUCUUGGAAAACGCCAAAACAACCGCCUACCGUUUACGUGCCUCAUAUCAAUAAAUCCACUAUUCGUUAUCAGUCGCGAUGUUGAACACGUACACGAUGAGUGUGGAAAUGGUCUUGCGAGUUUUUAACACCGAUUCACGUAAGUUAUCUUGUCUUCUUCAAAAGCGCCAUAUUCAAAGGGAAUAUUUGUAUAAACAAUUCUUUCUGAAUUUUUUUGAAUUGUUGUCUUUAACGUUCUCACUUAUGCCUCUGUUUUCCGAUAAGUCACAUGUUGACAUUUGCAGAAAUUUUCUUGACUGACUAAAUUUUUUAGUGCACCUACUAACACUAAUCACGGUUGAAUUUCAUCAACGAGAAAUUGUCGACUGUAUUUAGUUUAACCAAAGACGAAGAUAAGUUUUUAAUACUGACAUUUGAUAAGUGGUGCACUCUAUUUUACAGUAUGCAAAACAUCAAAACAAGUCUCAUAAUAUCUUAAAAUAUUGUGGUAUCUGUGUACAAGUAUACUCUGAUUAGAGUACACAGUUCAAGUUUAUCAACUUUUGUAAACAAACGUAAAAAUUUAGAAAAUUAUUUGUGAUUUUUCUUUUAGUUUUUAUUUAUUUUUGAAUUGUAUAUAUUAGUUACAGGAUUUUAGUUUUUCAUAUUUUAUUUUUAGUACCUAAUGAUAGUUUUCACUUGAUCAGGUUAAGUUUGAGUCAUUUUAUUGUUACCUGUUUUUUAAAAUACUUCCUUUUAUUGUUACGACCUCGAAGUUUAUCGUGAUUCUCCUUUUUUUAUUAUUUUUAUAUUGAAUGCUAUUUAAAAAACAGGUUUUAAUUGAUUAGACGGCACUGUUUUUAUAAACAAAAAACACGUGGAAAAUUUGUAUUUUACAAUUUUGUAAUAUAUUAUUAACUCAUU